Diatraea saccharalis (sugarcane borer) is the source of this 1704-nucleotide messenger RNA. The record is from the annotation of a GenBank genome assembly. NCBI's taxonomy places the organism in Eukaryota, Metazoa, Arthropoda, Insecta, Lepidoptera, Crambidae.
AUGUCCGUAUUAUUUCAAACUGUUAUAAAUACUGGAAAACUUUACUCACUCAAUAAAUCAUUACGUGCAUCACUUUCUAAAUGUAAAUGUUUGUCAGUGAGGAAAUAUUCAGAAAAUCCAAAAAAAUUCGCUUCUUUCGACGAUGUCGUUGCGCAGAGACGAGCGGAGUCAAAACGUAGUAUUGUAGUUCAAGUAAACUCAGAAUCUUCAUUCAACGAACUGUACUGUUACUGCUCAAAAUAUGCGGAGGUACACGGUGUACAUCAUUAUAGAAAUACUGAAGGAGAGCAUUUCAUGCUAGUCGAAUUUAAAUCUGAAGAGUGCCUCAAAGAUGUUUUACAGACCUGCGGUUCUCACCAGAAAAAUGUGGACGUUAUGGCUUUACAUUCACCUUUUUUGUGGUUCAGAGCCGUCAGUGGCAAGAAAGAGAAACUCGUCGCUGCACAAACACAAUCUCUUGUAAUAAAAGACGGUAACGCCAUAGUCGACGAGGCAGUCCUGUACAAAGAGCUCGCGGAGUGCUCCUCCGUGUCUGAUCAAAUACAACUAUUGUACGAUAGAACUAAAUUGAAUGACUUGGGUGUGAGACUCCGGUAUAUGGUCGCUAGACACCUAGAAGUAAUAUUCGAUAGCCUGUACGCAAACGUCCAAGUGCAGCCGUUCGGUUCAUCUGUGAACGGUUUCGGCAAGAUGGGCUGCGAUCUGGAUUUAGUAUUGACUAACUCCGUCACCGAUGAAAUGGUGGACCCUCGCAAGCGACUCGUGUACCAGGAGAAGCGGUGCUCGGACGGGCGCGGCUCGUGGCGGCGGCAGCUGGAGCUGGCGGCGGAGGUGGUGGAGGCGCGCGCGGCCGGCGCGGCGCGGGUGCUGCGCGUGCUGCACGCGCGCGUGCCCAUCGUCAAGUUCACGCACGACUUCGCCGCCGUCGAGUGCGACCUCUGCAUCAAUAACACGUCGGGCGUGGACAUGUCGGCGGCGCUGCGCGCGCUGGGCGCGGGGCGGUUGCCGCCGCUGCCCCCGCUCGACCGCCUCCGGUACCCGUCCGAUAAGAAGAACAUUUCCGAAGAGAGCGUGGACAGCUCGGUGUUCCGGCGCACGCGCGAGCUGCCCGCGGAGUACUGCGGCCCGCCGUCUGCUGACCUGGAGACGCUGCUGUUGCAGUUCUUCGAAUUUUACGCCCAGUUCGACUUCCAGGAGAAAGCUAUCUCCGUCAACGAGGGCAUCGCGGUCAGGAAACCUAACUCGCAGCCUCUGUACAUAAUCAACCCUCUGGAUCCGACUAUGAAUGUGAGCAGAAACGUCAGCUACGAGGAAUGCCAAAGAUUGCAAGUCGAAAUAAGAAACGCCGCGUGGCAGCUGGAAGCGGAGUUGGAGGGAUCGAAGUCAGACGAUUGGGGUCUCCUCGGGAUCAUAGAGAAAAAAGCAGCGAGAAACUUGAAGAAGUUAGUGAGAAUGGGAAAUUCCCAUAGAUUAGUGUCUGUGAAAGAUCUCUUCCGAGAGCCCGACGAAACUAACUCUGAGAAUAGUAUAAAGAGAAAAUUACAAAGACUGACAGAGAAGAGUGAUCGAGAUGUAGAGAAUAGUGUCAGAGAAAUGAAAGCGCAGAUGCAGAGAGAGCCCGAAAAGACGAAAGAAACUAGUAGAUUUAAAAACAGACAGGUAGCCAGCGAGGUGUACAGAAUUCAGAGAAACAAAAUAUUAUAA